This is a messenger RNA of Parnassius mnemosyne (clouded apollo), 3246 nucleotides long. NCBI's taxonomy places the organism in Eukaryota, Metazoa, Arthropoda, Insecta, Lepidoptera, Papilionidae. The record is from the annotation of a GenBank genome assembly.
AUAGUUUGUCUAUGUGUGUUAUUAUGACAGUUCCGAUAAUCCUUGUGUGUAUUAUUUAAUAUUUAUUCAUAAAUCUGCACAGCAUAAGACAUAGAUUAUUUUAUAUAUGGUAGAAGAAAUACCUUACCUCAAAGCAAGGAAUAAAGAUUAAAAAUAUAGUAGUAACUAGUAACAACCAUGCACCUCGGAGUAAAUAUAUCAAAUGCUCUCCAGCAAUUAGAAAGUGUGAAGGUUGCAGUUGAUCAAACAGAUGAUCCAAAACUCAAGGCCGCAACAAAUGAUGACCUAAAUAUGCUUAUUAACCUCUUGGAAAGUCCAAUUUUAAGAAGUAUUGCAACUUUACAUGAUUCUGUUGCUAUGUUAGCUACUCAGGUCGCUCAUCAUCCUUCAAUUCUUCCAGGGGAUUUUGAUAUUACUCCAGCUGGUGAUUUAGCUUUGCAAACGAGAAACCUUUAUGGUUCGCACGAGGGAGAGGAAGAGCAAAGAGUGCCUCAGGUUUCACCGCCACAUAGCUUGGAUUUCGGAUCAAACUCAGAAAAUGAGCGUAUAAUGGGUCUUGAUACAGCUUCUAUCGAUUCCAGCAUGUCCCCAAAGCAGUCGCGUGGAUUACUGGACUUAUCGCGCAAUGACGACUCUUUAGCUUCGACUUCUACCAACAUAGUCGCUGGUGAUUGGGCUCAAGUUGAGACUAUCAACUUAGUAAACGAUGGAACUGGCUUAGGAUUUGGUAUUAUAGGCGCUCGAACAACUGGUGUCAUUGUAAAAACUAUUUUGGCGGGUGGUGUCGCAGACCGUGACGGCAGACUCAAGUCAGGAGAUCAUAUAUUGCAAAUAGGAGAUGUAAGUCUUAUGGAAAUGGGGUCGGAACAAGUGGCCGGCGUGUUGCGGGCGUCAGGUUCCAGGGUUCGACUGGUAGUGGCUCGCGCGGUUGACCCGGCCGCGGUGCACGCUUCCAUUGCUCCUAUCGUACCUGCAAGGCUCCUGUCCAACCCGGAGGCUUUGGAUCGGUAUCUCUUGGAUACUGGUUUCGAACAAGUGUUCAACACGCAACCGACACCAGUUCCAAGCAAUCCACCAGCGUCAAGAUUCGUAUUCAGCAGCACUGUCACACCGCCGCCUGAUGCAGAUGCUGAAUCACCAGAAGUUGAUAGAUUCACAGUGCAAUUAAAGAAGGAUGAAAAUGGAUUGGGCAUUACAAUAGCGGGGUACGUGUGCGAGAAGGAGGAGCUGUCGGGCAUCUUCGUGAAGUCGGUGACGGCGGGCAGCGCGGCGGCGCUGAGCGGCGCGGUGCGGGUCAACGACCGCAUCGUGGCGGUGGACGGCGUGUCGCUCGCCGGCAAGUCCAACCAGCGCGCCGUCGACGCGCUCAAGCAGAGCGGCAGCCUCGUCACGCUCGAGCUCGAGAGAUACUUACGCGGGCCAAAGUUCGAGCAGCUGCAGCAGGCGAUCGCGGCGGGCGAGAGCGCGGCCAGCGCGCCGCCGCACAACCCGUUCCUGCACAUGCACCGCCCCGACGCGCACGCGCCGCACCCCGCACACACCGCACACCCCGCACACCCCGCACACCCCUCGCCACACGACAUACCCAUGAUGCACCUCAACAACACUUCGGAAACGAUUGAGGAGGAUAGCGCGGAACCACCUCUAGCACGCAGCCCUACGCCGCAGCCUGCAUUCGAAAUGCCGCGCACGCAUGAACAGAAGGAAGCAAUCCGACGCAAGUGGCAGGCUAUAUUAGGUGAUGAUGUUGAGAUCGUUGUGGGUGUGGUUGUCCGUGGUGGCGGCGGGCUUGGCAUCUCGUUGGAGGGCACCGUGGACGUGGAGGGGGGACGUGAGGUGCGACCGCACCACUACGUGCGCAGUGUGCUGCCUGAAGGACCCGUGGGCCGUGCCGGAGUACAUCGUCCUGGUGAUGAACUGCUCGAGGUGAACGGGCACCGACUGCUGGGCAUGAACCACCUGGAGGUGGUGUCGAUCCUGAAGGAGCUGUCGAGCGAGGUGUGCAUGGUGUGCGCGCGGCCGCGAGCCGCGCCCGCGCUCGACCUGGCGCCGCCCUCCGCCACGCUCGUCAAGGCGAAGUCUGACGGCAGUCUGGCGGGCGCGGGCGGGGAGGAGGGCGGCGCGCUGUCAGCCGGCGGCAAGGUGCGCUCGCGCAGCCUCGAGCCGCUCACCGGCCUCGCCAUGUGGGCUUCCGAGCCACAGAUCAUUGAAUUGGUGAAAGGAGAACGUGGUUUAGGAUUUUCGAUACUUGACUACCAAGAUCCUCUACGGCCGUCAAAGACUUUGGUAGUGAUUCGUUCCUUGGUGCCGGGCGGCGUGGCGCAGCAGGAUGGUAGACUCAUACCCGGCGACAGACUGCUCUUCGUCAACGACCAGAAUUUGGAAGACGCAAGCCUAGAGCAAGCGGUGGCAGCGCUGAAGGGCGCGCCGCGGGGCGUGGUGCGCAUCGGCGUGGCCAAGCCGCUGCCGCUGGCCGACGCGCCCCCGCCGCUGCCCUCCUCCGCUCCCCCCUCACACAACACUGAUUAACAUUCCAACGGCAACAAAUUAACUUAUAUGGGAUUUUACUAUAAAUAAUUAUAUAAUGUUAAUAGAAUUUUGACCACAUUCAUUUCUAUAAGUGAUAAAAAUAUAUUUAUCAAGUCUUCCUAUCCGUAAUAUCACCGUUGAUUGCUAGAUGAUAAGUUUAUUAUUUCAGGUAUUAAAAUGUUUUAAUGACAGUAUUACGACUAUUUUUAUGUACUUAACGUUUUUAGAAUCGCGAUAAUUGCUUUGAAGCGCAACAAACGCAAUUACAUUUAAUGAAACUACUUUUUCACAUUUUAUCAUGUUUAUAAAAUAUUUUCAUUCCAUGUGUAGUGUCCGAGUUAACUCAGAAAUAUUUAUGUAAUUCUUUUUUGUAUUGAGACUGUGUUUACAUUCCAAGAUGCAAAGAUUGACAUUCUUUUAAAAUAAAAAUUCUUAUUAUAAAAAUAUAAUUCCUUAUUUUAAGAUAUGUUAUGACAACUUAGUUUUAAGAACUCGGUUUUUGUUCACUUUUUCAUAGUUUAAGCAGAGAUGUCAUUUUAGCAUCAUUUUUAUUGCAUGAUUUUUUUAAAGUUUUAUGUGUUACGAAUUAUGAAUUAUAAUACAUUAUAAACAAAUUUACCUAUGUAAAAUUUUAUUUCAUCCUGAAAGUUUAGCUUCAUUGUAUACAAUUAUCAAUGUGUGGUAUAACUAAAAAAAAAAAAAAAAACAGUUUUAUGG